AUGUCGGCUAGAAUCCCUAUUAUCGUCUCCGAUCGCGUAAGCGACAAGGCCAAGGCCACCUUGGACGUGGUUGCCAAGUUUGUGGAAGAGGAGUGCAUUCCUGCGGAUCCAGUUCUCGAGGCCCAGGUCGGUGAGGGCGACGCGCGAUGGAACGCCCACCCUGCGAUUAUCGAGGAUCUCAAGGCCAAGGCCCAGAAACUCGGUCUAUGGAACAUGUUCCUGCCUAAGGGCCACUACAAGGAGUCCCCAGGAUGGACCAACCUCGAGUACGGCCUGAUGGCUGAGUGGCUUGGUCGAUCUCGCUCCGCCAGCGAGGCGUGCAACUGCGCUGCCCCCGACACAGGCAACAUGGAGGUUCUCGCCAAGUAUGGCAACGAGCAGCAGAAGCAGCAGUGGCUCAAGCCGCUCAUGGAGGGCAAGAUUCGCUCUGCGUUCCUCAUGACUGAGCCAGAUGUGGCGAGCUCCGAUGCGACCAACAUCGAGCUCAGCAUCCGCAAGGAAGGGAAUGAAUACGUUUUGAACGGCAGUAAAUGGUGGUCGAGCGGUGCUGGUGACCCGAGAUGCAGCGUUUACGUUGUCAUGGGAAAGAGUGAUCCCAACAACAAGGAUCCCUACCUGCAGCAGUCCGUCAUCCUCGUGCCCGCUGAUGCACCUGGCAUGAAGAUCCACCGCAUGCUCAAGGUCUACGGCUACGAUGAUGCCCCUCAUGGACAUGGACACAUUACUUUCACCAAUGUUCGUGUGUCUGCUGCUAACAUGGUCCUUGGCGAGGGACGAGGCUUCGAGAUCAUCCAAGGUCGUCUGGGACCCGGCCGCAUCCACCACGCCAUGCGCAGCAUUGGUGCCUCUGAGCGCGCUCUCGACUGGAUGCUGAUGCGCGUCAACGAUGACCGCAAGAAGCCGUUCGGCAAGCAACUUCGCGAGCACGGUGUGAUCCUCGAAUGGAUUGCCAAGUCACGCAUCGAGAUCGACGCGGCACGCCUGAUUGUCCUCAACGCCGCCAUUCAGAUGGAUGUACACGGCCCGAAGAAGGCCCUUAAGGAAAUCGCGGAGGCCAAGGUUCUCAUCCCCCAGACUGCUCUGACAGUCAUUGACCGCGCCGUGCAGGCGUUCGGCGGAGCUGGUGUCUGCCAGGAUACCCCCCUCGCCAACAUGUGGGCUGGCAUCCGAACGCUCAGGCUGGCUGACGGCCCAGACGAGGUACAUCUGCAACAGAUGGGACGCAACGAGAAUAAGAGGGGCAAGGAAGUCACGGAUCACAUCAAGUGGCAAGCGACCAAGACGGAAGAGCUGAUGAAGAUCUGGAAAGCCUCCAGCGCGCAGCCGGGCACGAAUAUCACCAGGGCCAAGAUCUGA
Messenger RNA from Emericellopsis cladophorae, 1356 nucleotides. RefSeq names its product Acyl-CoA dehydrogenase family member-like protein. The transcript is spliced from 4 exons. Bases 1 to 1356 code for a protein of 451 amino acids. NCBI's taxonomy places the organism in Eukaryota, Fungi, Ascomycota, Sordariomycetes, Hypocreales, Bionectriaceae. Gene Ontology annotation, molecular function: oxidoreductase activity, acting on the CH-CH group of donors; flavin adenine dinucleotide binding. The record is from RefSeq and is a predicted model, not a curated record.